GAAUUUUGGUAGUAAAAAGAAGCAUUGCUUUAUGUUGAAAAUAUUUAGUUUUGUAUUUCUUUAAGAUUAAUUGUAAAACCAGACGGAAAGUAAAUACGUAGACAUUGUUCCGGCAAGUGCCGGUCAGUUUUAUUAUCAGUAAAUGACAAACAUUUCUUACGACAGGACAUAAAAAAUGGGGACAGAAAAAAACGAAGUUGUUGCGGAAUCAAGUGAAGAUAAUAGUGGAAUUGCGCACACAGGAAACGGAAGAAUUUCAAAUUCCCUAUUUGUAAGACCGAACGCUUCUCCUGGUUACUGGCUGUGUUUGCUACUUCCACUUGCCUUUGCAUCAAACUUAAUACAUGAAAACAAAUGCAAUACGCAAAUUUCCACGCAACCCAUGCUCACAAUUGCCGCAGUCGGUAUGAGCAUAGAUACCCUCUGCUUGUUUCUAUAUAUGUUCUGCAAGACGGGUUUGCUGCUGAAACUAUUUAUUUCAUUUGUACCUGGCUUUAUUACCACAAUAUUAUACAAAGUUUUAUUGCAACAGUCAUGGAGCUAUGGACUAUUUUGGGGCUUUAUCAUAACCUUCAUUUAUCAGAAGUCUUAUAUUCGUGUGCUACGUGGAUUACCUGGUUGUUUUAGUUUUGGAGAGGCAUCUAUACUCGUUCAGGGGUUGAUGCUUUUCCUAUUAAAUGUAAUUUUAAAGUUUUUCACUUUAUUGCUGAAAACUGAAAACAGGAGUACUUUUGAAGAUCUAAAUAUUAUAAUGAUGUGUGCACUAACCUAUCUUCUUGCGAUCUGUGGGUUACUAACAGCUGCCAAAGUUCUACGUGGGCCUACCUACUUUUAUGCUUUAAUGUUUAUUUUAGUUAUAGGCGUAACAUCCACUCCUAUUACGGAUCCAGUGCCUAUAAUUUUCUUAUUGAAUUUUAUAUUACAAGACCAAGUCAGGGUAUACAUAGUUGUUUUCUACGUAAUAAUGGUGUUGUUGACAUUUUUGACUGUGUGGUGGCAAAUUGGCAAUGAGGAAAAAGCUUCCACAAGAAUACGAAAAAUAUUUCAUGUCCUUAUUGUCCUUGUGUUCAUACCUGGAAUAAUUUAUCAAUGUAGUUUUCUAUAUAUUGCUACUGGAGUAGCUUUGGCAAUUUUUACUGUGUUUGAACUAAUUCGUGUUUGCAACAUACCGCCUUUGGCUAUACCUUUGCGCAGAGCAUUUGCAUCAUUCUCCGACGAGAAAGAUGCUGGUUUACUCGCUUUAACACCUUUCUGUCUGCUUAUUGGCUGUUCCAUACCUCUUUGGAUAAGCUCUUGCCCUUGUGGAGAAAAUGAGUAUACGAAUGACAAUUCCCGAUUACUUUCAAUUUUAGCUGGAGUUCUGACAAUUGGAUUCGGCGAUACUGCUGCCAGUGUGGUUGGUUCGAAAUUUGGUCGCAUUAAGUGGCGUAGCUCGAAAAAAUCUUUGGAAGGCACUUUAGCAUUUAUGGUGAUGACUUUUUUGGCAACAAUGUUUUUAAACUAUUUUGGUUACACUAAAUUGUCAGCUAUGAAGUGGUUUAGCACAUCAAUAGCAAUAUUAACAACUUCUUUAGUUGAGGCGCAUACAGAUCAAAUCGAUAAUUUAACCCUUCCCCUAAUAUUUUAUAUAAUUGUGAAUAUAUUUUAAGAUUAAUUACCGUCUUGACUGAAAAGUACAUAGAAUUUAUUUUAGUUAGGUAUAAAACUUUUAAAUAUGUAUUUUAUAAAAACCAAAAGGAAACUGAAACUGUUUUUAGAUAAGAAAGUUUUAGUCAAAUAAACUGAAAAGUCAAAAUUUUGCAAAGAAAAUUAUUUUUUCGUAUGAACUAAUACAGUACUUUGUAUAUACAUAUACGGUUUUAAAUUGAUCGUAUGUCAUGUAUACCCCACCAUAAUAACUUUUUUUCCAGCCUUUUUCUCUCUAUUCCCUAUACGGGUAAUGUAGUAGAUGUCAUGAAUUCAAAACAUUAAUGUUCGAAGCAGAAACUGUAUCGGGUUUGGGGAUCACUAAAACUAAUUUUAUCAGUUUUGUUAUCAGAAUCAAAGCAAGAAUAUAGUCGUUAACAGAUUUAAUAAUAAGAAAAAUAUAAGAAUAGAACAGAAAAUGGUAUAAUUCUUGAGUUAAUGGAAAAUAAUUCAUAUAUUUUAAGGAAUUUACAAAACGUAAUUUAACACGAUAAAAAAUGCAUCUUUAUUUAUUCGAUAAUGUAAUAUAAAUCUGUAAAAUAAGCAAGUAAAUACAUACAAGAAUACAAGUAAACGCAACUAAAAUUCACUUACGAUUCCCCUCGGACAUCUAGGGGAUUACUACGAUAUCUUAAAAUCUGUCUUUUAAUCUUUUCGUUGCUUUCUUACUUCAAUUAAAUAAGAGAUAAAAUUGCGGAACUCAGUUUAAUACAAUUGCUUUCAUAUUUAUUGAUUUGGAAAUUUUAUCAUAGUAGCAGCGGAUUGGUGUGGUUUGUUCGUAAACACGAAAUCCAAUCAGAUCCUGUGACACCGUUGAAAACCAGAAUUGGGUUGCAAUUCUGACAACCAAGCAAAUCUCUCUUGGACACUACUGCACUCCUGAUAAUGAUUAUGGAUUUUUAUUUGACUUUAUACCAUAUAGGAACGAAUUUUCUUAAACUACUCUAAUUUGGUAAAAUCAGUCAUUAAUUUACCUCAGAACUCAUAUAUUAAUCCAACUAACUUUAUGAUUUCUGUCCCACUUUUCGAUAAUAUUGUGGAAUAUACCAUAUAACUUAUUAAAUUAUUUAUGGGAACAUAAUAUUUUAGACAAAAUGUUAGUUCUUUCUAAAAAUUGUAAAAAUCAGUCCACAUUCACAAUUGCGUCGAGUAACGGUUUGAUUUAAUUUGCAACCUUACUCAUUUUUUCUCGUUUUAUACGUUUACGUACCGUUGUCUUUUAAUAAUAUGUAAAUGUAGUCGUUAUAGUUUUCAGUUUGCAGGAAAUUAAACUUACAUAAUUCUACUUAAAACGUUUAUUUGAAAUUUCUAUGGCAACGCUGGAAUAGCUUUUAAAAUGUGGAUAGGAUGGAUAAGACUAUGCUUUCAAUUAAAUGGAUUUGAAGGCGAUGGUGAUUGGAGUAAAGUGAUACCGCAUCCGAACUGCUCGUAGGAAAGCAUGGUUGCAUCUAGAAAUAAAAUUUGUAUAUCUAUAUUUGACACCGACAUAUCUUCCAUUUGAUUCCAAAGAAGAGCUUUGACAAUUUGCAAGCUAAGUUUCCAAUUUCUAAAAACGUUCAGUAGUUCUAGUGGAAAAUGAAUUUUUUUUAUUUUAAACAAUUUUAUAUGCAAUGAGCCACAUCAUAAAAUCUACCAAUAUAAAAAUUGUAUAUUCUUCGCUGACAAAGUUGAGAUGAUGGAUUACCGAAAACAUUGUUGCAGUGAGAAAAACAAUAUCAAGAUUUGUUAUUUGUAAUUUUUAAUAUUUUCUAUAGAUAAAAAAUAGUUUUUUUUUCAGUAUUUAUUAAAUUAUAAAGAAUAAUGUGAUUUUUAGUUAUAAACAUUUAAUAUUGGUAAUACAAUUUUUAUAAUGUUAAACAAAAUAUAAAAAAAAAAUAAAAUCUUAUAUCUAAUAUAGAGUGAUUUUCUCUUUUAUGUCAUUAUUAUUUAUGUUUCAUUACGAAGAAAGUAUUAGAAAUAUGUAAAAGGUAUAUGAAAUAUAUGUCUUAAGUACAAAAUAUAAAUUGGAAAACUGUAUGCAAACAGGCAAUUAUGAAAUUGUGUUAUUUUUAAGAAUUAGCGCCCAUUGCCUGCUUCAAAAGCACAAAAAUUCCUUAUACUGAAGUUGAACAAUUACUCCGCAUUCGUUUUACUCUUAAAGUUAAUUUUUAUAACAAAUAAUGGUAAGGCGAACAUUAAAAGUUUCAAAUAAAACAAUUGUCGCAUACUAUCGACUAAUUACGAUGCAAUAAGAGAGACUGUAAUAUUAAGAGGCAACACAAGAUGUUUUUCAAAUUUAAAAAUUAACAGUACAUAUGAAUACAUAACUGUUGGACGUGGAGUUAUAUUGAUUUGAACGACAGAUAAAUAAAUGGCACAUUGCAGAGCAUAACAACAAAAUAUAUUUUAUAUGAUAUGGGGCGACAACUUGAAGACAUAUAUGUGUGUAUAUGUACGUACGUCUUUAGAAACACUUAGAGAAUACAUAACGUUUUCAAGCUAGAAAUAUAUUAAUUCCAGUUAAGAUUAAUAAUGUAACGUUAUAUUCGGAUACUGAGUUCGUUCAAUUUCAUGUAAACCAUGAUUCAAUUACAUAAAGUUGUGUCGAUAGCCCAAAACACCAAUUUUCCAUUGGAAUUGUAUCCAUAAUGUCAAAAUCAGCUGUUUUGUUUUUAUAAUUCAAAAAUAUAUUUUUCAAAGAUUUUAAUCAAUGAAAAUACUUUUUUUGAGUGAUAACUGAAUACGAAUAGAUUGUAAAUAACACAAAAUCAUCAAAAUGUAAAAAAGAAAAUUCAUGGGAAAACAAAGAACUUUCUAUAAUUGAAUCAUUAUGAAAACUUGGAUAUUUUCAUAUUUUUAUACUUAUGUACAUAUGACAUUUGCAUAUGCAUAUACAUUGCAAGAACGGCGACAAGUAGAUAUAUAAAGUUUAUAUGAAUAAGGAUUUUGCUGUAGAUAAUAGUACAUUACAGAGCAAGUGUGUAUGUAUAUGUAUGGAUCAUCGUCACUGAAAUUAAAAAGGCACUCAACACUCCUUUAAAUCUGUUUUCUUUUAUGCAUAUAAAUACUAUUUAUAAACCUCCGAAAAUGCAUGGGAAAUAUAAUGAAAAAAAUGACGAUUGAUAUGAUUUUAUUCUGGCCUUCCCACAUGUCAAUAUCGUAUGUGCAUAUGUAGACAUAUUUUGCUGGAUAGAUCAAUGUAUAAUUACAGCUGAAUUUUUAUUUUGAAUUCCUUUGGAGUUGUGCCAUCUCUCUUAUUAUACGAAAUUUUAUAAAAUGGCAUUCAGAAAUGCUUCAAUAAGUUGCAUGAUAUCUCUGCUAAUAAAUUUAUUUUAUGAACAGUGUAGGCAAUUCAUUAACAGUAUCAUAUUAGCUUGCCACUCAAUGGAGGUUUUUGACAAAUUCUUCAAAUUCUCACAGCUUAAAGGUAUU
Bactrocera neohumeralis is the source of this 5097-nucleotide messenger RNA. It is a transcript of the gene Dolk, whose product is annotated as dolichol kinase. Bases 176 to 1648 code for a protein of 490 amino acids. The record is from RefSeq and is a predicted model, not a curated record. Lineage: Eukaryota; Metazoa; Arthropoda; Insecta; Diptera; Tephritidae. Gene Ontology annotation, molecular function: dolichol kinase activity. Gene Ontology annotation, cellular component: endoplasmic reticulum membrane. Gene Ontology annotation, biological process: dolichyl monophosphate biosynthetic process. The transcript has 5 exons.